Chenopodium quinoa (quinoa) is the source of this 3633-nucleotide messenger RNA. RefSeq lists its product as uncharacterized. Lineage: Eukaryota; Viridiplantae; Streptophyta; Magnoliopsida; Caryophyllales; Amaranthaceae. The transcript is spliced from 3 exons. Bases 489 to 3152 code for a protein of 887 amino acids. The record is from RefSeq and is a predicted model, not a curated record.
GUCAGGUUUGUUCGGGUGUCAGGUCAGGAUUAAUCAACUCCAUUCUCGGGUCGAGUCAAUUUUGGUUUUCGGGUCAUUUUCGGAUCAAUGUUUAUGAGUCAAUUUCGAGUCAUGGGUCGGGUCGAAUCAUCGGGUCUGGGUCAAGAUUGCCAGGUCUACUUGUAGGUAGGCCCGACCCGACCCGAGAUAUAGAAAGAAUUUUUUGUAACGACCUGGCUCGAACCCGGCCAUGGAUCAGGUCUUUUUUAUUUUUUUUUAUUUUUUUUAUUACAAGAUGGAUCAGGUCUAGUUACCCUUGGUUAUCACCCAUAAAAUUGUCAUCUUUACCUGUCAACCGUUUUUCUCACUCCUCCUGUGAGUGGCAAGUAAAUUCCCAAAUUUCAAACCUAGAGUAAAUUCUCACAACAAUCAUUUUCCAAGAAAUUCAAGCCGUAACAUCUAUGUAUAAACCUUGAAUUACUAUCAAUCCUUCUCAAAUUAACUCUCUAAUGGAGAACAACUACAUUGUAUCCUACAAUCUAAUUGAACAAGUUCAGAUCUUGCUGAAGAAAGAAGCUGGUUUCGACUCUUUCGAUUUCAACGAUCAUUCAAUUGAAUCUCCGCAAUUAUCCUUGUUUCUUGAAGAAGCUAUUGCUGGAUCGAAUCCCUCUAUUGAUGCUUUGCGAUGUAAGAAUUGCAGCGGUGAGCUAUUGCGAGGUUCUGAAUCAAUCACUUGCAUUUAUUGUGGGCAUACCCAAUUGCAUGAUAUUCUCCGUCACCCAAUUAGUUUCAAUAAUACUGUCGCAUUUCAAUGGUUUUUGAAGUCGCUUGAUUUGGAUGGAUUUGAAAAAGUAGGAAUACCACUUGGUGAUCAUGAAUCUGGUAAUAGAGGUCGGAAUUCUUUCAAAGAGGAGGAAAUCUCGUUAUCGGAUUAUCUCGAUCUCCAGCUAAAGGGGCUGAAUGAUUCGAGGGAGUUCGGUGUGCGGAAUGAAGAACGGCUUCCUAGGAAAAUAUUUUUGAGCUUGGUUGGUGUAGAUAUUGAACAAAUUUUAGCUCAAGAUUGUAUUGAGCAUGGAGUUAGUGUUGGAAGUGAACAGAUGGUAACGAGUCGAAAAAUAGGAAAUGAAAAUAGUGGAAAUUCAGGAGAUAGGAGCCUUAGUUUGUUUGAAAACACUCAGUCUACUGAGGCUGUUUUAAGGUCUAGUGAGGGUGAGGGUGAGAACAACGAGUCCUUUUCUGAUUGGGGGGCUGAGUUUCAAUCUUCCUUCCCAGAGUCUGGACAUGAGAAAUCAGCUAGUAGCUCAAUUGCUGAUUCUUUUUCAGGAAGUAAUUUGACUACUUCUGGCAAAAAUCUUUGGAGUAAUUCGAAGUCUGAAUCCCCUUUCAACCCUAAGGUAUCUGAAGGAAAUUUCGUGGCUGAAGGUGGUGGAAAGGCCACUGAGUCAGUCGACGCUUCUUUUGAUUGGUUGCCAGCAGAUCAACGGCCUGCUGUCAAAGAUGAUUCUCCUAAUAUUGACAAGGGAGAUGGUGAUGAAUCUUUUGAUGACUGGGGGGAUUUUAGGAUGUCUACGAGUGAUAAUGUUAGUCAAUGUGAACCAAGCAGUACAACUGUGCCUGGUAUUGGUAGUAGUGUUGGGCUGGUUACAUCUGAUCCGUUUGAUGAUUUUACGGAUUUCGUGGUUUCUAAAGAUAUCAAACAUCCUAACAAUUCUCUGACAGAUCCUGAUAAUGCUUGGAACAAUUUUACAUCACCAAUUACUGGAGGAGAGACUCCUCUUCAGAUCAAUAAAACAAAGCAGUAUGUUUGCACAGGUGAUCUCGCUCCUUUGGAUGGUACCCACUCAGAAUAUCAAGGUGUCAAUGUAGACAGGACCCAGAAUAAUAUAUCUGAUCAAGGUCAUUCAACUGGUUUAUGGAGUAAUGAUAUGCAUUUGGGUGUAAAUAAUGAACUUGGUCAGUUGCAAGGCGGAGAAAGAAAGUUACCUGUAAGUGGGAGUGCUAAUGAAUUUGGUAAUUCAUUUGACUUGUGGAGUGAUUUUGCUGGACUUGGUGUUGAGAACAAAGAGGAGCAAGCUGUCAGAUUCAAAGUGGUAGAUGCGAAGGGAAACGGUCAUCAAAAUGAUUCAGUGACCCUGUUGAAUGAUAAAUCGCUUGAUGCAUGGAGUUAUUUAGCACGAUCUGGUGGUUUUCCUGACAGUAAGCGAACUACUAAUGAUAAUAUAUCACCUGGGUUAUGGAAUGACUUUCCUGGUAUGAUAUCUAGUCAUGCAAAUCAGCAUCAAAGUAGCUAUACAAGAACCACAGAAGAUCAAGCAGUUUUCAAGGAUGAUAAUCUAUUUGUCUCAUGGAGUGAUUUCCGAAGCUCGGGAAUUCCAACAGGAAUUAGUUCUUUGGGACCGAUUGAUACCAAGAGCAGUUCAGAUCAGACUGAUUUCCAGAAAGCUAACAGUCUAAAAAUGGUUGAUGACAAUAGCACAUUAAGUUCAUGGGGUGAUUGUGGGGUCGCAAGAUCUGUUUUACAGCAGCAGCUACAAGUUGCUAGAGCAGGAUCAUCUGGAAAUAAAUUGAGCAGUGAAGAUGGUGAUUUGUUUUCUGGAUUUAGUGACAGCGGUAAACAGUACACUAUUCAACCUGACAAUCGACAUCAUUGUGAUGGAGUUAUGAUACAUGAUGCUGAAUCCACUCGUGAAGAUGAUGAUUCAUUUGGUGCAUGGACUGAUUUUACAAGCUUAAGUAAUUUGCAAGGAAAUCUUCCUAGCUCAGCUAAUGCACCUGAUGACAAGAAAGCUGUUGAGCAUGGGGAUCCAUUUGAUACAUGGAAUGUAAUGGUUAGCUCCUUGAGUACACAAGUUGGUGAAGACAAUGCGGUCGCAGCCUUUAAAACACCAGAAUCAAACUUGCUUUCCUUGAAUACAAAUUCAAAUUAUGUGGGCCCUAACAACCUGAUGCCAUUGGACCUAAAUGCUGGACUGCUCAGUCAUCAAAAUCGUUCUGCCUCAGUUGCAUUUUCACCAAGCGAGGGUCCUGAUUUGGUUAGGAAAUGUCUUCUACAAGUUUCUCACCUUCAAAGGAGAAGAAGUGCAAAUGUGGUGUUCCCUUUGCAAAGCUUACCAGUUGGACAAGGGAGAACCCUGGUCGUAAGUUCAGAACAUGCAAGUUCUACGAUCCUGUAACUGAGAGCAGAGGUUGUAAAGCAUUUGAAUGGGUAGAUGAACAAGAUGGGACAGCCUGGCAAACAGAGGUGAUCAACAAUUUGUUGUUAGAUAAGAAACUGUUGAAGGGGGAAAUUAGUGAUUACAAGAGGGAAGUUGAUGAUCUUGGUGGACAGUUGAGGUGUUUGCUGAAUGAAGUGGACAGGCUGAAAAUGAAAUGCAAGGCUUUAAACUCUGACAGGAACAAGAUGAACAGAGAGAUGCAUGGAAGGAAUGCUAGAUCGGAUCACUCUGUUCUUAGUCUUGGUGUUGGGAUUAGUUUGGUCAUAUUAGUGAUCCUUCUUAUUAGGGGGUUUGUAAUGCAUUAAGUAUAACUUGUAAUGCUAGUAAUUGCAUGAAACAGUAAUAUGGUAAUGUAAUGAUUUAUAAGUGGCAGUGAACCACUAUUGCAAGCAAAAUAAUGUACACAAUUAUGAAAGCAAUGAAUUAAGUAAGUACCUAA